Boleophthalmus pectinirostris (great blue-spotted mudskipper) is the source of this 2130-nucleotide messenger RNA. Its product is annotated as protein phosphatase 1 regulatory subunit 37. The transcript has 14 exons. Lineage: Eukaryota; Metazoa; Chordata; Actinopteri; Gobiiformes; Gobiidae. Gene Ontology annotation, molecular function: protein binding. The record is from RefSeq and is a predicted model, not a curated record. Bases 470 to 1924 code for a protein of 484 amino acids.
UUUAGCAGGGUGGCCAGAUUUUCAAAAUACAAAACUGGGACAUCUCUGGUUUAGGUUGUUUGGUAAUAAUAAUAAUAAUAAAAAUGUGAAAUGAGUGCGUAAUUGUUAUGCACACGGCACUAAUGUGAGUCAGUAUAGUCACGUUUUCUUUGUGUUUUGGUGAUUUUUAAGCAGAUUUUCGGUAUUUUACCUAAACAAAUAACAAUCUAUGCCUUUCUUUACUGUUGGCAAAUAUCAGAUUGAUGAAAAAUAGGGGCAUCUGGGACAUUUCUGGGCUAAAUCUACUGGGACUACCCAGGGCUCAAAAAUGAGACUGUCCUGGGUUAAAUACAGAUGUUUGGUCACCCCACUUUUUGGUAAAGUUUUUAGCUGCUUAUACGAAGUCAAAACGUGCAAUUUUGUUGUAUGAUGAAGUCAAAUUUGAGAGUUAUCAGGACAUCGCAGAAUACUUAUAUCUAAAGGAGAUGCCAUGAUAUUGAACAGAGACAGCCAGCUUGGGUUUUCAUCGGAGGAGCGAGGGAUGACCCGGUGCAAUGGAAAAGAGAACCAGGAGCAGACGGACGAAGCGACAGAGAAAACAGGGACUGAAAAGAAGAAAAGUAAAGCAGAGAAGCAUGUGUCUUUCCCUCCCGAUGAGCAGAUUGUGUCGGGGUUUGCCGAGCUCCAACACAAAAAUGCUGACAGAUGCCUCACCUUGACGGAGGUAAUGGCGGCCUACCAACAGAGCUGCAGCAAGCAUCAAGUCCAACCCAAUGCACGUGUACUGGAGCUGCUGCAGCAGGGUGCUUGUGUAGGUGGCAGUGUGAAAUGCCUGGAUCUUAAAGGUGAGCGAUUAGAGCACCGCGCCUGUGAAGCUCUGGAAACCGUGCUCAAAUGGCUGCACUUUGAUUUCAUCAGUCUGCAGGCAGCCCAACUGGAAGAAAAUGGUGCAGCGUCCUUACUGGAUAUGAUUUUGUACUACGAAUCUACAACCCAUCUUGACAUUUCUGACAACAGCGCCAUGGCGACGUCGGGUUGGAGGGCCCUGGCUCAUUUAAUAAAGCAGAGCACUCGUCUGUCCAGGUUGGAUGUGUGUAACGUGGCCCUGGUGGACUACCCCUCCCAGUCCCUGUGUAAAGCCCUCGCGUCCAGCCGUCUCUCAGCGCUGCACCUGGACAAUGCCAAGCUCUCCGGCCUCCCUCUCUUCACUCUGGUCACCGCCCUCAAAUCCAAUGGAAACCUCAAAGAACUUCACCUCAGUCACAACCAGCUCAACAGUUUCCAGGAUUCACUGCAGCUGGGAGACCUGCUGCGCUACAACUGCACGCUACGCACUCUCCAGCUUAGCCACAACUUCAUAUCUGAUGCCGGUUUGGAGGAACUCUGUGAUGGGUUGAAAUGGCAGGUGACCGGGCUCAAGGUUCUUCUUCUAAGAAACAACAAGAUCACUACAAAAGGCAUGCGGCACCUCGCCAAAGCACUGCCAGUGAUUCGAGGGCUCCAGGUUUUGGAUUUGGGGGAAAACCUUUUGGGAAACGAAGGAGUCCACAUCAUCAGAGAGCCCCUGAUGGCAAACUGCUCCCUACUACAGCUUGGCCUGGCUCAGACCGCCAUCACAUGUGAAGGUGCGGUGGCUCUGGCGGAGGUUCUGGCUGAGUCUCGUUUCCUCCAGACUCUGGACUUGAGUCAGAACCAGGUGAGACUCGGGGGUCUCAUGGCGCUGUGUCUGGCCCUGAGGAUCAACCGCUCCCUGGGCACCCUCCACGUGGACCAGCCUCCCCCAACAGAGCAGGACAAGCUUCUGAUGGAGACGCAGAUUAGCCUACGCUCCGAAAUCACCCAGCGCUGUCUUGCGAACGCGAGCAGCUCUGGCUUCUCAUCUAUCCCAGACUCACUCACUUCUACGGACAACACAGAUCACCACGACAACUCCCCAACCAGCUGAAAAAAAACCACAACAAAACAAAACAAAUCCUUUCAUAAAACCAAAAGUGAACAAACGGCUAACCUUGUAGACCACCUGAGAACGCCGCUCGCCACUCAGUCAUCGCCGCGGCAACACGGGACCCCCAACCCUAACAGCUGAUAGGAGAUAUAUGCGAAUAAUAAUUCUAUGGCAAAUAAUGAUAACCAUAAAACUCCAAAUCCCGG